AUGGACAGUGGUUAUAGAGAAGUGGAAGAUGAGGUCGGUAGACAGACGUACACUGUGGGAGACAAAUGCGGCUCUUUUGUAGUGAUGCCUCAAACGUUGGAUAAGGCAAUAGCCGUCCAAGUGCUCUCGGAUACAUCUGUAUAUGAAGAAAGUACUUUGGCAGCGUUCGAAUCGGUAUGUAGAAAAGUCAAAAAUGUUAUAACGUCGAUAGUGAAGAAACGUAUGAGCUCGGAAAUGGCAAAACGAUUGCAUGGUAUGGUUCCUGUAGUGCCAACGCUAUAUAAUUUGGUGAAGACGCAUAAAAUUCCAUCCACGGCUCAUAUAAUGUCCCUGCAGCUUAACGAACUCGCCGCACCAUUCUACCAGCGGAAGCAGGAGCACCAGGCGCCUCUGCUGUCAGGAGGUCGUGAAGCAUUAGAAGGAACACCACCGCCACUGUUAGGAGCUUCACCUUUGAAUGGAGCACCUUUGAAAGGUGGAGCACGUGCUCCACCUGGAGAGGUGGCUGCAGUGAUAGCUUCUGAAGCAAUUCCUGCGGUGGCUCCAGUGACCGCGGUGGUGGCUGCUGCGGAGGUUCCUGGUGUGGCUGCUGUGGUGGCUUCAGGGGUGGCUGCAGUGAUAGCUUCUGAGACAAUUCCUGCGGUGGCUCCAGUGACCGCGGUGGUGGCUGCUGCGGAGGUUCCUGGUGUGGCUCCUGUGGUGGCUUCAGGGGUGGCUGCGAUGGUAUCUUCUAAGGCAGUUCCUGCGGUGGCUCCACUCGAGACCGCAGUGGUGGGUGCUGCGGGGGUUUUUGGUGUGACUGUUGCGGUGGUUCGUGAUGUGGCUUCUGCAGUGAUUCUUGGUGUGGCUGCUGUGGUGGCUUCAGGGGUGGCUGCAGUGAUAGCUUCUGAAGACAAUUCCUGUGGUGGCUCCAGUGACCGCGGUGGUGGCUGCUGCGGAGGCUCCUGGUGUGGCUCCUGUGGUGGCCUCAGGGUGGCUGCAAUCGUAGCUUCUGAGGCAACUUUUACGGUGGAUCCCAUGGUGACUGCUGUGGUGGCUGCCGCGGUAGUCUCUGGUAUGACUCGAGUGGUGGCUCCACUGGUUGCUGCGAUGUUCAACGUACCACUCUACCAGCAUAAGGAGGAGCACCAGCACCACCACCGGCAUCGGGAGGAGCAUCGCCUUCGGGAGGAGGAGCACCGCCUUCAGGAGGAGCGCCGCCUUCGGGAGGAGGAGCACCACCUUCGGGAGGAGGAGCACCACCUUCGGGAGGAGGAGCACCAGCUCAUCGAAAAGGCCCUCGACAGCCGUCCAAAUCAGCUGCAAGUAGUUAUUGCAGAACAAAUUCAAUGGACGAAUGCUGGGUUGGCCUACCUUGAAUCCGACUCGUUGGCCAAUAACCGAUGA
Messenger RNA from Ostertagia ostertagi, 1386 nucleotides. The record is from the annotation of a GenBank genome assembly. NCBI's taxonomy places the organism in Eukaryota, Metazoa, Nematoda, Chromadorea, Rhabditida, Trichostrongylidae.